UGUUACGCACAGCAGUGUCAGUGUAUGCGCACAGCCCUGGCUAAGUUAGUGUGUUGGGACUCCCUCCUUACCCACGCUACGCUCAGGAUAUCUUGUGCAGAAAGCUUCAAAGUGGAAGCCAGGUCAGACGAUCCGACCGUAAAGGCUGCAACAUGCGCCCGCCACUACGUGCUGCGUUUCAGCCCCUCAGCGCACCUGACACGUCGCCUGGCUCACUUUUAACACGCGCAAUUGUCUCGUUCCCUCUGUUUCGCACUCCACAUAAGGCUGGCAGCCAGGCUGAUCAUUGGGGACAAAACGAUGGCUGGCCGAUAACUGAGCCCGUCCCCGCGCACGGAGCAAUGGACUUCAGUUUUACUUGAAGAAGCAAAUGGAGAAUCCAGCAAAGUAUCUCUCGUCAGUGCAGGGUAUUGACUCUGCGCGGGCACCCCUCGGAGAGAUUAUGUGGAACAGUACUGAAACUGAGGCAAAAAGCGACGGGAGAAGGGAUAUGGUGGCACGCACAGUGACGGGCUGUCUGCUUUCUCUGCUUAUCCUAUGGACCCUGCUGGGGAACAUCUUGGUGUGUUCCGCGGUGCUGCGCUUUCGGCACCUACGGACCAAAGUCACCAACAUUUUCAUCGUGUCCCUAGCGCUGUCGGAUUUAUUCGUAGCCGUCCUGGUUAUGCCCUGGAAAGCUGUGGCAGAAGUAGCUGGCUAUUGGCCGUUUGGCACUUUCUGUAAUGUGUGGGUUGCUUUUGAUAUUAUGUGCUCCACCGCUUCCAUCCUUAACCUCUGCAUUAUCAGCGUGGAUAGAUACUGGGCCAUCUCCAGUCCCUUCCGCUACGAGAGGAAAAUGACCCAGCGAGUUGCCUUUGUUAUGAUUAGCAUCACUUGGACGUUGUCUGUGCUCAUUUCAUUCAUACCGGUCCAGCUAAAUUGGCACAAAGCCAGCGGUGACGACAUGGUUGGGGCGCACAACUCUUCCAUAAGUAGGCAGGUAGAGGAAAACUGCGACUCCAGUCUGAGCAGAGAGUAUGCGAUAUCCUCCUCCUUGAUAAGUUUUUAUAUCCCAGUGGCAAUUAUGAUUGUAACAUAUACCAGGAUAUAUCGGAUUGCACAAAUACAAAUUAGAAGAAUAGCCUCUCUGGAGAGAGCGGCAGAACAUGCGCAAAGUUGCAGGACCAACAGAAUAGAGUGCCAACACCACAACACACUGAAAACGUCGAUUAAACGUGAAACCAAAGUGUUCAAAACUCUGUCGGUGAUCAUGGGUGUCUUUGUGUGUUGCUGGCUACCUUUCUUCGUUUUAAACUGCAUGGUCCCGUUCUGCGACAGGCCGGCGGCAGACCGGGAUGCGGGUCUUCCGUGCGUAAGCGAGACGACCUUUGACGUCUUCGUGUGGUUCGGCUGGACCAACUCCUCCCUGAAUCCCAUCAUAUACGCCUUCAACGCUGAGUUCAGGAAGGCCUUCGCCAGCCUCUUGGGCUGCCGCUAUUUCUGCUCCAACACGCCAGUGGAAACUGUUAACAUCAGCAACGAGCUGGUGUCGUAUAACCAAGAUACCCUCAUCCACAAAGAAAUCGCGAACGCUUAUGUGAAUAUGAUCCCCAAUGUCGUUGAAUGUAUCGAGCAUGAGGAGACUUUCGACAGGAUUUCACAAUUUUCUCACAACCACGAAAACGCCACCGACUCGGUUUGUGACCUGGAGGACUGCGAGGCAGACAUCAGCCUUGACAGGGUGUCACCAUUCACACCCAAUGGAUUACACUGACUCCACACCUUGUCUCUCCCCGUGCGUAACUGGAUGUAUUGAUAAUAAUUUCAUUGUUCACUCAGCUCUUUGCCUCUUCACAGAAGGUUUCUGUGCAGCAGCCCUUGCUUCUGGGUUCAGGGCUGUCUUGGAACCCUCUAAAGUACACUUAAGCAGGGGCAUGUCUCUGCAGCCACAAGGCCAACCUGACAUGAAAUGUGAUGUUGUCUUGUUGUCUGAAACAAAUUUGAUGUGUAGGUGUUUAUUUAAAUGACAAGUGAAGUCUGUGUUCCUUUGUUCAAGGUUCAGUGUUGCUAAAGCUGUUGUUUACUCAGAGGCUUUAAUGGCAUCAUCGUCUAAUGUCCAUCAUGACUGAGGGAAAGUGUUUGUAAAAACAAGACUCUUUGCUGCUUAAUAACUUCAUGUGUAUCCAGUGUUCGCCUUUCCACUGAGUAUGAAAACUGGGGGAAAGCCUUACAGACAGUGAAACCAAGACAGUCAAAUGCAGUUAUUUCAGAGCCUUAUAGCUUAUUCAAAUAACAGCUUUGAGACAUAAAAGGAAUGUGUCCUGUAGAAUUCAAGUUACACAAUGCCAAAAUGCAGUAUUAAAGCGUUUUGCCACUGCACCACCCCAGUGACUCUUCCAACAUGCCUGGAUGAUAAAAAUCACAUAAUCUAAUGCUAUAAAUACAAAAAAGGGGAAUCUGUGUGCAUUACUACUUUUUGUGAUCAUUUAUUUCUCAUUGAGGCCAAAACUACUGUAAUGCUUCUGCUUUAUGAGCCCGAUUCAACUCUGACUGAAAUAACUAAAAGGAGAAAGAUUGACCAAAGACUUCAAGGAGAGCAUUGAUAGACACAACAAGGGUGCAGUGUCAUGUCAGCUAGAGGAAAUGUUACUAUAGAAGCCUAAAUACAUGUGUGGCCAUUGGCCCAACACAACUGGAUGUCAUGCAUCACCUCUCCCACAUUUCUCUCUUAUAUUUGUACUGUACAGAUGACCUGAUCUGAAUGUAUACUACUGUCCUUUAAACAGUGAAGUGUGUCAUCAUUUGUCUAAUAAAAUG
Molecule: messenger RNA, 2796 nt
Organism: Maylandia zebra (zebra mbuna)
Lineage: Eukaryota; Metazoa; Chordata; Actinopteri; Cichliformes; Cichlidae
Gene: drd5a
Product: dopamine receptor D5a
Biological process (GO): adenylate cyclase-activating adrenergic receptor signaling pathway; positive regulation of MAPK cascade; G protein-coupled dopamine receptor signaling pathway
Cellular component (GO): plasma membrane
Molecular function (GO): dopamine neurotransmitter receptor activity, coupled via Gs; G protein-coupled receptor activity
Source: RefSeq, a predicted model, not a curated record